This is a messenger RNA of Aspergillus steynii IBT 23096, 744 nucleotides long. RefSeq lists its product as uncharacterized. NCBI's taxonomy places the organism in Eukaryota, Fungi, Ascomycota, Eurotiomycetes, Eurotiales, Aspergillaceae. The coding region runs from base 1 to 744 and encodes 247 amino acids. The transcript has a single exon. The record is from RefSeq and is a predicted model, not a curated record.
AUGAAAGCCUCGAUUCUCGCCAGCAUCGUCCUCGGCUGCUCCGUCGGCCUGGCAGCCCCCCUACCAAACAACAACGACAUUUUCACCGCAGGUUCCAUCUCCGAGAGGAACCAAGUACCGCGUACCAACAUUAAAGAUCUUACGGGCGGUGCAGCUGGUGGAGCCAAAAAGAACGCGUCGCCUGACCGCAGGACAAUCCAGGUAGUCAAGCGCGAGCAAGGAGCUGCUGAUGCUGCCAACGCUCGCCUGGAUAAGGAAUUUUUCUCAGGCAAGAAGAGGGAGCAGGGAGCUGCUGAUGCUGCCAACGCUCGCCUGGAUAAGGAAUUUUUCUCAGGCAAGAAGAGGGAGCAGGGAGCUGCUGAUGCUGCCAACGCUCGCCUGGAUAAGGAAUUUUUCUCAGGCAAGAAGAGGGAGCAGGGUGUUGCUGAUGCUGCCAGCGCUGCGUCUAUCCCCGACAAACGGUCGGCCUCGGCCACCAAGCGCGAGGGAGAAGCUGUGGAUGUGGCUGACGCCCGCAAGAACGAAGACAGCGGUUCGGCCAUGAAGAGCGAGGAGGGUGUGGUUGCAUCACGGGAGAACGAUGCAGCUCGAUCUGCAACUAAGAGGCAGGGACCUCUUGAAUUCCAUGACAUCAGCAACCCGGCGGCAGCCGCAGGACAGAAAAGGGCGCAUAAAGUGCCUGCAAAACAAGCGAACGGACAACUUCAAUCGUUGGAUAUUGUGGGAUUCGGGUCGCCUCGGUGA